ACUUAAGACACACGUUGCACAGUCUAUCUUCGAGCAGCUCUCUCUUCGCUCCCCCUCCUCCGCCUAUAUAAGCGCGAGCGCACCCAACUUCUCUUAUCCGUUCACACCCAGUGGCGGCCCAACUUGAGUGCUCAAGAAGAGAGAGAGAGAGAGAGAGAGAGGGGCAUUGAUUGGGAUGGCGACGGUGGUGGUGAGAGAGUACGACCCGGAGAAGGACCGGGCGAAGGUGGACGCCGUGGAGAGGGAAUGCGAGGUCGGCCCCAGCAGGGAGCUCUCCCUCUUCACCGACCACAUGGGCGACCCGAUUUGCAGGGUCCGGAACUGUCCUGCCUUCCUCAUGCUGGUGGCGGAGAUGGGUGAGGAAAAAGAGAUGGUGGGGAUGAUCAGGGGUUGCAUCAAGACCGUUACAUGCGGCAAGAGGCUCUCCAGAAAUACCAAAAACGCCACCAACAACAGCUCCGCCGCCGCAGCCGCCGCUUCGGUCGACUCCUAUAUUCCCACCAAGCAAGUCCCGGUGUACACCAAGGUCGGCUACAUAUUGGGCCUCCGUGUCCCUCCUCCUCACAGGAGGAUGGGAAUAGCGUCUAAGCUGGUCGAGAGAAUGGAGGAGUGGGUGAGGGAGAGCGGCGGCGAGUACUGCUACAUGGCCACCGAGAACGACAACCUCCCCUCCGUCAACCUCUUCACCUCCAAAUGCGGCUACUCCAAGUUCCGCACCCCCUCCAUCCUCGUCAACCCCGUCUUCGCCCACCGCCUCCGCCUCCCCCGUCGGGCCGCCAUCCUCAAGCUCUGCCCCCGCGACGCCGAGCUCCUCUACCGACUCCGCUUCUCCACGUCCGAGUUCUUCCCACGCGACAUCGACGCGGUCCUCAACAACAAGCUCAGCCUCGGAACCUUCCUCGCCGUCCCCCGCGGCAGCGACGGGGACCGGCCUUGGGGCGGGGCAACCGAGUUCCUGGUGGACCCGCCGGAGUCGUGGGCGGUGGUGAGCGUGUGGAACCUGCAGGAAGUGUACAAGCUGGAGGUGCGGGGCGUGCCGGCGGCGAAGCGGGCGCUCGCGAGGGCUUCGCGGGCAGUGGACGGGGCGCUGCCGUGGCUGGGGCUGCCGUCGUUCCCGGAGCUGUUCAGGCCGUUCGGGGCCCACUUCCUGUACGGGCUGGGCGGGGAGGGGCCGCGCGCGGGGGAGAUGGUGAGGGCGCUGUGCGGGCACGCGCACAACCUGGCGAAGGAGCACGGCUGCGCGGUGGUGGCGACGGAGGUGGCGAGGCGGGAGCCGCUGGCGUUGGCGGUCCCGCACUGGAAGAGGCUGUCGUUCGACGACUUGUGGUGCGUCAAGAGGCUCGGGCAGGACUACAGCGACGGGGCGGUGGGUGACUGGACCAAGUCACCGCCCGGGCUUUCCAUCUUCGUUGACCCCAGAGAAGUCUAACGAGCCAAGACCCAAGACUGGCAAAGACUUCAAUUUUUCUCUUUUCAAUUUCCCUUUUUUUUUUUCCUUAAAUUAGGAGGAGAAAAAG
Molecule: messenger RNA, 1517 nt
Organism: Rhodamnia argentea
Lineage: Eukaryota; Viridiplantae; Streptophyta; Magnoliopsida; Myrtales; Myrtaceae
Product: probable N-acetyltransferase HLS1
Exons: 3
Coding region: 176-1429 (417 amino acids)
Molecular function (GO): acyltransferase activity, transferring groups other than amino-acyl groups
Source: RefSeq, a predicted model, not a curated record